Messenger RNA from Gastrolobium bilobum, 5043 nucleotides. RefSeq lists its product as uncharacterized. The annotation marks the transcript as partial. Lineage: Eukaryota; Viridiplantae; Streptophyta; Magnoliopsida; Fabales; Fabaceae. The record is from RefSeq and is a predicted model, not a curated record. The transcript has 30 exons.
UUUAAUGAUUUGGUGAAAUUUGCCAAUUAUGGGGGCGUACUGCCUACCCCUGAGUUUCUUUCUGCUAAAUUUCAGAGGGGUUUGAAUGAGAAAAUUGCGAAGAGGAUGUCUAAUACUGUUGUGAGAAACUUUGCAGAUCUUGUGACCCAGUGUAAACGGGUUGAAAGUGUCUACAACAGAUAUCCAAAAUCUGGUUCUUUGAGGACAUCUGCUCCUCCCGGCAAUAAUAACAGAGGUGGCUACCAUCAAAACAAUAAUAGAGGUGGGGGGUUGCAAGUAAGACAACCCCCAGGUCAGUUUAAAAAGGGUGGUGGUCAGAGAAGUGGGAAUAAUGACAGAAAUUCUGCUCCUCGUUGUGAUAAGUGUAACAGGUUUCAUCAAGGGCCUUGUACUGUUAAUCAGCUACGGCGUUACAUUCCGGAUGAAUCACAUGUGGUGAUACCGGACGACAUUGAAAUCAGAGAGAAUUUGAAGGUUCCUAUAGGUCCUAGUGAGAGAAGAACUUGCAUUGGAGAGAAGAACUUGCAAUGGUUCAAGGUUUCAGCUUUUGGUGCUGCAAGUGAAAGAACUUGCAUUGGAAAGGAGAAGAAGAAAGAAAAAAAACUGAAGGUCGAUAGGAAUGUUAGUUCAGUGGAAGACAUUCAUGACGAACCAAGAAACCAAGUUGAUUGUGGAGACAAGAGAAUGAAGCUGGAGGUGGAGAUUUCCAAUAGAACUGAGUUCGUAUAUAAGGAACAAGAAGAUGAUGAUCUCACCAUGACUUGGCCACAGUUAUUUUCAUUGCAGAUGAGAGAGGUCGAUAGGAAUGUUAGUUCAGUGGAAGACAUUCAUCACGAACCAAGAAACCAAGUUGAUUGUGGAGACAAGAGGAUGAAGGAGGUGGAGAUUUCCAAUAUAACUGAGUUCGUACAUGAGGAACAAGAAGAUGAUGAUCUCACCAUGACUUGGCAAGAGUUAUUUUCGUUGCAGAUGAGAGAGGCUAACAGAGUCUUAGUCCAAGAAGUCGAUAGGAAUGCUAGUUCAGUGGAAGACAUUCAUCACGAACCAAGAAACCAAGUUGAUUGUGGAGACAAGAGGAUGAAGGAGGUGGAGAUUUCCAAUAGAAAUGAGUUCGUACAUGAGGAACAAGAAGAUGAAGAUCUCACCAUGACUUGGUCAGAGUUAUUUUCGUUGCAGAUGAGAGAGGCUAACAGAGUCGAUAGGAAUGCUAGUUCAGUGGAAGACAUUCAUCACGAACCAAGAAACCAAGUUGAUUGUGGAGACAAGAGGAUGAAGGAGGUGGAGAUUUCCAAUAGAACUGAGUUCGUACAUGAGGAACAAGAAGAUGAUGAUCUCACCAUGACUUGGUCAGAGUUAUUUUCGUUGCAGAUGAGAGAGGCUAACGGAGUCUUAGUCAAAGAACUCGAUAGGAAUGCUAGUUCAGUGGAAGACAUUCAUCACGAACCAAGAAACCAAGUUGAUUGUGGAGUCAAGAGGAUGAAGGAGGUGGAGAUUUCCAAUAGAACUGAGUUCGUACAUGAGGAACAAGAAGAUGAUGAUCUCACCAUGACUUGGAAUGCUAGUUCAGUGGAACACAUUCAUCACGAACCAAGAAACCAAGUUGAUUGUGGAGACAAGAGGAUGAAGGAGGUGGAGAUUUCCAAUAUAACUGAGUUCGUCGAUAGGAAUGCUAGUUCAGUGGAAGACAUUCAUCACGAACCAAGAAACCAAGUUGAUUGUGGAGACAAGAGGAUGAAGGAGGUGGAGAUUUCCAAUAGAACUGAGUUCGUACAUGAGGAACAAGAAGAUGAUGAUCUCACCAUGACUUGGUCAGAGUUAUUUUCGUUGCAGAUGAGAGAGGCUAACGUCGAUAGGAAUGCUAGUUCAGUGGAAGACAUUCAUCACGAACCAAGAAACCAAGUUGAUUGUGGAGACAAGAGGAUGAAGGAGGUGGAGAUUUUCAAUAGAACUGAGUUCGUCGAUAGGAAUGCUAGUUCAGUGGAAGACAUUCAUCACGAACCAAGAAACCAAGUUGAUUGUGGAGACAAGAGGAUGAAGGAGGUGGAGAUUUCCAAUAGAACUGAGUUUGUCGAUAGGAAUGCUAGUUCAGUGAAACACAUUCAUCACGAACCAAGAAACCAAGUUGAUUGUGGAGACAAGAGGAUGAAGGAGGUGGAGAUUUCCAAUAGAACUGAGUUCGUACAUGAGGAACAAGAAGAUGAUGAUCUCACCAUGACUUGGUCAGAGUUAUUUUCGUUGCAGUUGAGAGAGGCUAACGUCGAUAGGAAUGCUAGUUCAGUGGAAGACAUUCAUCACGAACCAAGAAACCAAGUUGAUUGUGGAGACAAGAGGAUGAAGGAGGUGGAGAUUUCCAAUAGAACUGAGUUCGUCGAUAGGAAUGCUAGUUCAGUGGAAGACAUUCAUCACGAACCAAGAAACCAAGUUGAUUGUGGAGACAAGAGGAUGAAGGAGGUGGAGAUUUCCAAUAGAACUGAGUUCGUCGAUAGGAAUGCUAGUUCAGUGAAACACAUUCAUCACGAACCAAGAAACCAAGUUGAUUGUGGAGACAAGAGGAUGAAGGAGGUGGAGAUUUCCAAUAGAACUGAGUUCGUACAUGAGGAACAAGAAGAUGAUGAUCUCACCAUGACUUGGUCAGAGUUAUUUUCGUUGCAGAUGAGAGAGGCUAACAGAGUCUUAGUCCAAGAAGUCGAUAGGAAUGCUAGUUCAGUGGAAGACAUUCAUCACGAACCAAGAAACCAAGUUGAUUGUGGAGACAAGUGGAUGAAGGAGGUGGAGAUUUCCAAUAGAACUGAGUUCGUACUUGAGGAACAAGAAGAUGAUGAUCUCACCAUGACUUGGUCAGAGUUAUUUUCGUUGCAGAUGAGAGAGGCUAACAGAGUCUUAGUCCAAGAAGUCGAUAGGAAUGCUAGUUCAGUGGAAGACAUUCAUCACGAACCAAGAAACCAAGUUGAUUGUGGAGACAAGAGGAUGAAGGAGGUGGAGAUUUCCAAUAGAACUGAGUUCGUCGAUAGGAAUGCUAGUUCAGUGGAAGACAUUCAUCACGAACCAAGAAACCAAGUUGAUUGUGGAGACAAGAGGAUGAAGGAGGUGGAGAUUUCCAAUAGAACUGAGUUCGUCGAUAGGAAUGCUAGUUCAGUGAAACACAUUCAUCACGAACCAAGAAACCAAGUUGAUUGUGGAGACAAGAGGAUGAAGGAGGUGGAGAUUUCCAAUAGAACUGAGUUCGUACAUGAGGAACAAGAAGAUGAAGAUCUCACCAUGACUUGGUCAGAGUUAUUUUCGUUGCAGAUGAGAGAGGCUAACAGAGUCUUAGUCCAAGAAGUCGAUAGGAAUGCUAGUUCAGUGGAAGACAUUCAUCACGAACCAAGAAACCAAGUUGAUUGUCGAGACAAGAGGAUGAAGGAGGUGGAGAUUUCCAAUAGAACUGAGUUCGUACAUGAGGAACAAGAAGAUGAUGAUCUCACCAUGACUUGGUCAGAGUUAUUUUCGUUGCAGAUGAGAGAGGCUAACAGAGUCUUAGUCCAAGAAGACGAUAGGAAUGCUAGUUCAGUGGAAGACAUUCAUCACGAACCAAGAAACCAAGUUGAUUGUGGAGACAAGAGGAUGAAGGAGGUGGAGAUUUCCAAUAGAACUGAGUUCGUACAUGAGGAACAAGAAGAUGAUGAUCUCACCAUGACUUGGAAUGCUAGUUCAGUGGAAGACAUUCAUCACGAACCAAGAAACCAAGUUGAUUGUGGAGACAAGUGGAUGAAGGAGGUGGAGAUUUCCAAUAUAACUGAGUUCGUACUUGAGGAACAAGAAGAUGAUGAUCUCACCAUGACUUGGUCAGAGUUAUUUUCGUUGCAGAUGAGAGAGGCUAACAGAGUCUUAGUCCAAGAAGUCGAUAGGAAUGCUAGUUCAGUGAAAGACAUUCAUCACGAACCAAGAAACCAAGUUGAUUGUGGAGACAAGAGGAUGAAGGAGGUGGAGAUUUCCAAUAGAACUGAGUUCGUCGAUAGUAAUUCUAGUUCAGUGGAAGACAUUCAUCACGAACCAAGAAACCAAGUUGAUUGUCGAGACAAGAGGAUGAAGGAGGUGGAGAUUUCCAAUAGAACUGAGUUCGUCGAUAGGAAUGCUAGUUCAGUGAAACACAUUCAUCACGAACCAAGAAACCAAGUUGAUUGUGGAGACAAGAGGAUGAAGGAGGUGGAGAUUUCCAAUAGAACUGAGUUCGUACAUGAGGAACAAGAAGAUGAAGAUCUCACCAUGACUUGGUCAGAGUUAUUUUCGUUGCAGAUGAGAGAGGCUAACAGAGUCUUAGUCCAAGAAGUCGAUAGGAAUGCUAGUUCAGUGGAAGACAUUCAUCACGAACCAAGAAACCAAGUUGAUUGUCGAGACAAGAGGAUGAAGGAGGUGGAGAUUUCCAAUAGAACUGAGUUCGUACAUGAGGAACAAGAAGAUGAUGAUCUCACCAUGACUUGGUCAGAGUUAUUUUCGUUGCAGAUGAGAGAGGCUAACAGAGUCUUAGUCCAAGAAGACGAUAGGAAUGCUAGUUCAGUGGAAGACAUUCAUCACGAACCAAGAAACCAAGUUGAUUGUGGAGACAAGAGGAUGAAGGAGGUGGAGAUUUCCAAUAGAACUGAGUUCGUACAUGAGGAACAAGAAGAUGAUGAUCUCACCAUGACUUGGUCAGAGUUAUUUUCGUUGCAGAUGAGAGAGGCUAACAGAGUCUUAGUCCAAGAAGUCGAUAGGAAUGCUAGUUCAGUGGAAGACAUUCAUCACGAACCAAGAAACCAAGUUGAUUGUGGAGACAAGAGGAUGAAGGAGGUGGAGAUUUCCAAUAGAACUGAGUUUGUACAUGAGGAACAAGAAGAUGAUGAUCUCACCAUGACUUGGUCAGAGUUAUUUUCGUUGCAGAUGAGAGAGGCUAACGGAGUCUUAGUCCAAGAAGUCGAUAGGAAUGCUAGUUCAGUGGAAGACAUUCAUCACGAACCAAGAAACCAAGUUGAUUGUGGAGACAAGAGGAUGAAGGAGGUGGAGAUUUCCAAUAGAACUGAUUCGUAA